Messenger RNA from Spirometra erinaceieuropaei, 16337 nucleotides. NCBI's taxonomy places the organism in Eukaryota, Metazoa, Platyhelminthes, Cestoda, Diphyllobothriidea, Diphyllobothriidae. The record is from the annotation of a GenBank genome assembly.
AUGAAGAAAUACCACUUAUCUAGUCUCCAGAUUGUAAGUCCUAUCUAUUCUGUUUUCGACGAUUCCAACUCAUUCCCUCGAAAUCCGCCAUUUCCCUGCUGACUGAAACACCUAGCUUGGUCUCUACCUGUGAAUGGGACACCGUAAGAGGGAGGUGUGCAAGAGGGCCUACGUUAGUCUUCCUUUUCAGGGAUCGGAAGCUACUAUUUUUGGAUACAGAAACGCCUUAACUGUCCCAUCGCCAGUUCCUGUUUUCUUAAUUUGAAUUCAGCAGUAUCAAUUUGAGACCAUACCUGACGAACCCUUCAUCCAAUGAUUAAUCCAAUUUUUGGGAACAAGUCAUCAAUCUAGCCUUAUCGCAAGAUUAAAUAUAGGCGUUGCUUUUGGCCUCGGAGGUCCGGUCUAGAGCUCACGCAAGCAGUCUCAUAGCGACGAUUAGUCGAUAGGCAAGGAGAAUUACUGACAAGGAAGAACUCAGUCACCCACUAUACCCGAGUCCACACGUCAGGUUUUCCCGGUCUGCAUUUCGACCCUGACUGACUGUCUAACAGCGGUAAAUAAGCCGGAAGCGUUCUUUUACGUCUCUCGUAUUGUUGGUAAUACUCUUGGAUAAACCAAGCUUGUUAUUUACGCUAAGAUGUUGAAGUGUCCCAUUUGAAAGAGUCAUGUAUCGCCCACAAAAGUAGAGUUCUAAACCAUACUGAAGCAGUAAAACGUCUGCAUGCAGAACGCGGCCCUCUCUGUUCUCUGCGAGUCCAAGCUUAGGAUAAGAGGGGCGUCUGUUUGCGCUUUCGCCUUCGAUCCCGGGGCCCUCAUAGGGGAAUUGUGUUUGCUCUUUCGCCAACUCCAUUCGCUUCUGCUCCGUAACAUGCAUGGGCCUUUUAUAACCUACAGGACAGAGUGAGUGGUUCAACUUUUCCGAACUUGUCUCUCUGACAUGUUGAGCCACGUUUAUUGCGCGAACCUUAUCCUUUCAUGCACCAUGAACUUCGUCUACCUUCCUUAGGAACCUUUUUUCUUCCUUCCAAUCUGAUAUUUAGAGGUCAAAGCUGUCCGUGUGUCAAAUCUCAAAUUCUGUCGUCUUUGAAGAAGCGCUCUUAGGAGCAUCCACUAUGUGUGAAUAUCUCCUAAAACUGGUCUUAAGAUUGUAUAGUGCAGGCUUCUUAAGACACCCUUUAUGCAAAGCGGUCUGAAGACAUACAACAGUCCACGAACUUCGUGGACAGCAGACCUACGGUUUCAAGCAUGCGUUCAGACAGAAGAGAUCGUUUAAGUGAAGUUUUCAUACUGAUUCGCAGAUAACAUUACUAUAAGCAACAUACUCGCUGUUUCUAAACCCAUUUCCUGAUCUUUUGUGUGAAUCCCAACAGGAAAGAAUUAUUACUAAAUGUAGUUUGCAUUUUUGCCAGUUUCUUUUGGCGCCUUUGCCAAUUUGAUUCUAUUUUAUAGGGAGACAUCAGUUUAAGCUCAUUGCAUACGCUCUUCUGGGGAAUAGCACCUAAUUCGGGUUUUUAGUCGAACGAACGUCGUACUACAGUCUCUAGAAGGUUUGCAAUUAUGAGCAUUCUUGACACUUGUAUGACUAGUCUUGUAUUGUGAUAUCGUUGCCCCUACAACGGACUACGCGGCAGAUGCGCCGGACCAACCCAGGGGCCAGAUCGGAGUCCGGCAGGCGCAAUCGAGAAUGCACAUCUAUAACAAAUGCCAACACUGGAGGUAUGGUGGUUCGCCCAGGCGACGGCUCACGCCGCGCCCAUUGAGAUUCGGGCCACUUCACCUAUUUUUAUUGUUGUGUAAAAUCCUGGUCAGUGUAUGCUGUAGACCAGGUGGUGUGCUGGUACGCCUAGAUGCGGCCUUUCGCCGUGCCAGUCACUUGCACCAUCUCCCGCCUCCGAUCUUCAUGACUUUGUCUUGACACCGGACCCAAGUGGGGGAGGAGGAAAGAGUGCGGUAGAUGCUGCGAAAGUCUACUCCCACUAUAAACUAUUUCACUCACAAGUCACCGUCCCUGAUCUCACAUUGCUGUGGGACACACGGUGGACAUCGUCGGCAACGACAGUCGAACUGUUAUUGUAAUAUCUACAGACACCAACAUCGCUUUCAAAACAUCCAACUUGAUCAAUUCUUAUUUUAGAAUUUUUCGAUCACUAGACGGCUUUUUCCUAGGAAAAUGAGAAAGUACAUAAAUCCAUCAGGUCAUAUCUCGUGAAGUGUUAACCGAAAUUCUAAAAUAUGUUUCCGAUCCGAAAAGAUUACUAAAGUUGGGUUGUAAUACUAGUUAUCGUACAGCAUAUUCACAAGACACUAGGAUGUUGGCUUUUUAAUUAACGUCUUUUCGGCCUUCUGGAAAAACUACACUGUAGCCGAAUGACUACUUAAGUAGCAUGAUUUUUUCCACAAAUCCAAGUGUGUUAUACGGAAAACGUGCACAAAAUAUUCCCUCUUGUACUUAUUUGGUAGCAGCUUAGGCCUUCAUAGAAUUUUAUAUUCAAAGGAAGGGCAUCUUUCGGUUUUAAGGAAGUGCCUUGUUAUGCGAUUUUUUUAAGAUUGUGAAGUGUCCACUCACACAGCAUCGCAUCAGCACGUUCAUUAGUGCUACCUACAAAGUGUACAACCUGGUGUACAUCCAUUUCACAUUUUAUGAGUAAUAAGUAAUCUUAUAGGAUCAAAAACAUAUUUCGGAAUUUCAGGCAAAAUUUCAUGAGAUAGCAUGUCUAACUGUAUAUGUGUGCUGAAGGAGACUGCCGACAAGGACAUGGGAGCCUCGAACGGCCAUUUCUGGCUUAUUAGCCGUUCUCAGCCAACCUUGCCCAAGCCUAGGUUAAACCGCACCCGAAUCCAGAACACACCUCCUUUGGUCAUCGAGCGUUAUCAAAUCUAACGCUCUACCAAUUGAGUUCCGUUCUUCUAUCGGUUGCGAUCAGGAAUAUUAACUAGGGCCGAAGUGCGUUGACCAAAGAACGCGGGUUUGAAACUCAGGUGAGUAAAGCCUGGGCCUGGACAGGGUUGGAUGACGACAGCUAGCAAACCGGGAAUGGCCAUUCCCGUCUUCUUCUACUUUGUCAGUAGUCUCACUCUGCAUAUAUUACUAGCCGCCUUGCGACUGCCUCGAGGCUUCUCUAUUGAGUCAUAAGGCACAACGGAACGAGCAUGCCACGUAACUUUAGACGCAGUAAAAAACAUGGUUCGUUUUUAAAAAUAAAAAGGAAUCAACGGACUUUAGGGGCCAAAAUACACCCUUCAGGUGCACAAUUAAGUAGAAGGACACACCUUCCUGUUAAAUCAUUUUUGCACAUUUAUCUUGAGAAUAUGGGGAAAUUUGUGCGCAGGUGGCGAGAAAUACGAUCACUUUGCAGCCAACAUGGCAGCAUGUCUAAAUUACUUUGUGAUGAUGUUGCACGUCUCGGUAUUGCAAGUUCACGCGAGUAAUCUUCAUUGCUAGAAGGCAGGCUUGAAGAAUUUGCUGAUUGCCUCAUGUACCUAUUGUUUUGUCCCCGUCGACAGACCAUCCGAAAGGCUUUCGGAAGAUCUCCGUUUCAGCUGUCAAUGCCUUCAAGGCAAUGGCACAAAAGCUCAUGUUGGAUCUAAUGCGCCCCCUGGAAUUGGUCUUUUCAGUAGCCGAGGGUUGUAACGAGCGUGUUGACUUACAAGCGCAUUACUUGUUGCACCAAGAAUUCAUAUACGCACGCCAAAACGACAGGGUAGUAAUUAGUUUUUCCUUUUUCCCGCGGGCAGUUGUCCCACAGCAAUCCUCGCUACGCUUAAGGAGCUAAAAACCCCCAGAUGCAAAUUUUCAGUGGGUUCUAUCAUCAUACUUAGACCUUUGCUUCUCUUCUAGUAGGAGAUCUGGUGUUCGUGACGAAUGCUUUCUUCUGGUCGACUGUAUCACCCCUCAUGAAGCCGCCGACACCGCAGCCUUUUUUCUUGACACUUCACAAUUAACCAAGUAUAACUCACACUUUUCUCUUCUAGCUGGCCUACUCGUAUGUCAACGGAUUCCUCAUACUUUUCUUUUAUCUCGUCGCCGGCAGUGCUCUCGUUCCGGCAAUUAAGUUCGCCUCUACGGUAGGUUGUCUCGCCGCGCGGGGCGGAGCUUUUGCCGACUUCUUUGCCUUCUCAUUGCCUCUAGAGUAAUCGAUAAGUUCGUACACAUGUGCAGACGCACACAAAGGAAUAAAUAAUGCAUAUGUUGAAUUUUGUGCGAGUAACUGCUUUUGAAGUUCGUGAGGGCAUACACAGUGCGUGACCGAUCUCAUGAAAUGGUGGCCGAAAUUCUGAACUGUGUUUUCGAUUAGGAAGAAUUACUUAGGUGAGGUGGUAAUACUGAUUAUCUUGAAACCUGAUUCUAUCGUAUGUCGGACUCCUCAGGACGUCGGCUUUUGAAUGCACUCCCUUCUGACCUCCUGCGGAAACCACACUCGGCAAUAAAUGACUACUUAAGUAGUCGACGGUCUUAUAAAUUCGAAUAUAUUUUAUAGAAAACAUGCACAAAAUAUGCUUCGUUUCACGCGUUUGGCAGAAAAUCACAUUGUUUUCAAAUUUUAUACCCGAGGAAACUGCAUAUUUGGGUUUUAAAAAAGUUUCUAAUUAUGAGAUUUCUAAGACUGUGCGAUGUCCACAUAUACAACAUUGUACAUGUCCGUUUACCAAGGCUUCUCAUGAAAUGUACAACAUAGUCCGGAUCCAUUGAAAAUUUUUUGUACUCUAUAUGGUAUCUUCUUAAAGGCAUAGAGUCAUAUAUGAUUUUCCUUACGCGGAAAGCAUGCACCCAGUAGACUGACAUCGCUAAACGCCAAUGCAGCAACUGAUCAGACUCAAAAUUAUUCAAGAAUUGGGAAACUUUGUAAAACCGAAAUAUACACUUUCUUCGGGUAUAAAAUAUGAAGACAAUGUUAUUUUCUACCAAAAAAAGUAAAAGAAAGCAUGUUUUUUGUGCAUGUAUUCUAUAAAAAGCAUUCGAAUUUCUGAAACCACCAAAAAUCAAUAGGAAAAUGCCUGCUACAUCAGUGGUGGUUUUUUUUACCGAGUAUGGUUUCUGCAAGAGGUCAAAAAGAAGUGCAUUCAAAAGCCGAUAUCCUGGCGAGUCCGAAAUACCAUAGAAUUAUGCCGCAUGAUAAUCAAUAUUACAACCCCACCUAAGUAAUUCUUCCUAAGCGAAACGGCAUUUCAGAAUCUCUGCCAACAUUUCACGAGGUCGGUCACGCACUGUAAGUAGGACACCAUUCUUAAUUGAUGGACUCUCGCACUUUGUGCAUGCACCUCAAAAUAUUGCUUAUAUUCCACUCAAAGACUUUGUAAAACAGUCGCUAAAAACAGCAUAUCUUAAGGACUCCGUGUAAUUGCAUCUUUUUCGGACUACAAAAUCUGUGAUGGCCCACAAUUGAAGUACAGUGAUCCCUCCUUGAUCGCGGGGUUGCAUUCCACAACCCCUGCACGUAUCUAUUCUCCCCCUUCCCACUCUUGUGGGCGAUGUAACUGGCUAGUAAUUGUUGUUUGAGAAAUUACUGUCCAAGACCUCCUUCUUGUGUUUAUCUGUCCAGAUCUCUGAUUGCUUUCUGUCUCCAUUCCGUACCCUAAACCUGUCAACUACUUUCAUAGUACAUAAACCAGGGCUUGAAAUGUCUUGCGGCCGUCGGAUUCCCAUGCAGGAGAAAAGGGCUCAAACGCUCUAACAGAACCGCAUGUGAAGUGUAUAAACGGGAAAACAGGGCAGGGUAUCCGUUCCUGUUUCUGUUUUAAGGCAGAUAGGCAACUGUGGAAUGGGCAGAAUGGAAGUUUCCUGGAGUGGCUUUAAUCUUCCUCUGACUGGCGGUUUUCGUGCGAGGGAGGCAAGUUCGUCUCCAUUUCUUUCUUUAAGUAAUUUGGCUGUAUAUGCACACAACCAGUUCUCUGAUUUGUUUUCUUUCAUCCUGCCAGCCGCGUGUUCACCAAAGUUUUGGUUACUUUAGUAGCCGCGCCAGAAAGUACGCAAGUACUGAUGAUCAAAUGCACCAUACGGACUAACACGUUCGUUAUCUUUUUAUAGUUAGAAUUCACUCUCUUGGUCUCUCGAGCAGCCUCCACUUUUGCUCCCUUUGCACUAAAUGGCAGUGCAAAUCAUUGCGUCCCGCCCAUUUUGGCUGGUCCAUCCUACUUUGCGAAAUUGCCUUGCUAUGGAAUCUGCCACAAUUCCUCUCCAGUGCAUGCCCUUCUUGCCUGCGUCUUUCGACAUUAAGUGGACUGUCACUUUCAGGCUCUUCCUAUCAUUCUGCUUCCUUCCUUUAGAAUCCUAUCGUCGUCUUUGUCUAUGGUUCACUUUUCGCGGUCACGGGCUACUUUGGCAUCCAGUUUGUGCUUCUACUGGUUCACCAUUUUGGAGCCCUGCCUGCAGUUACUGGUAGGUCUUCCCGUCCCCCUCCUCCCUCCCUCUUUUUAACGUUCACUGCCCAUCAGACCACUGUUAUGCAUAUAAGUUGUUUUUGUCACCUCUUUCAUAAAUCUUUGCAUUUGCCUCAGGGAUGAUGCCGGAAGAUGAAUGGUUGGGGUCUCGCUAAACUUGAUUAGCUCAGUUGGUGUAUGUCGGUAGGCCACCACUUUGGUCAUUUUGAGAUCGUCUUGGAGAAAAAGUUGGUCUUAGCGUCAUAUAGGACUAGAUUGCACCUAAGAAGGAUCCCGCUUAGCGGCUUUGGCGAGAAGUAAUGAAGCAAUUUCGUUUUUUUAUAUGCGCACCCCCUAGACAUACUCAGUAUCUUUUUUCCCACGGCUAUAAAACUUGAACUUAUGUGGAGUAGCUGAAAAAUUCUCACCAACGAUUAUAAAUAGCUCUCAUCCCAGUGCAGUUGGUGGUGAAAUAAAGCCCUGCCACCUCCAGACUUCCAGACGAUUGUCGUUGCACUAUCGACUAAAGAACUGACCACUGCACCGUUGAUUAGAAGACUGAGCCGACGGUAGAGACAGAAAGUGUUUAGGAGUCAUUGGUUGCUUUCUUAUUGCCAUACGACACCUGCGAUUGGACACCAGGCCGUCCCGGACGACGACGACGACGACAUCUACCGCUGUCCCACGAAGUGGACCCAGUAGCGGCGAUUUGCACUGGAAUAUGCUUAUACUGGAGCAAACUUGUACAGCAUCUACCGCACUUCCCCCCCCCAUCCCCACUCACUUUGCUUCAAUAGAGGGAAAAAGUCAAGAUGACGGGAGGCAGGCGUGGGCGCAACGGCUGACAAGGCUCAGCAGCCUAUCCACAGGGCCUCGUUUCCACUCCAAUUAUACCAGACUAUAAUAUGGCAUAUCAGGAUGUCGCUUGGGUGAUAAUGCCAUAAAGACUCCGUUUAGAGCAAUUCAUUGUAGCCUGACUCUUAGUCUGGAGGAGGAUAGAGUUAUCCCGUCAUUUGACAACCUUCCAGGCCAUGACUCUUAGGGUAUCGUGAUUUAUUAUAUUAAGCAACGCUUUCAUUUGCCGUUUGGAUGGAUGCUCGGUGUCGGCCUCGCUCCCUUUUUCCUCUCCCAUACAACAGUCACGUAUCCGAGUCGGGGCGCGUUAGCUGACGCAGCGUGAAAGUCGUCAGAUAUAGCGUGACACACGCCUGUACGGCAGCAAUUAAGGGGUCACGCAAGCUCGGCGUCGCUCAUUUAACUCGCUUCCGCCCAUCCCCGUUUGAUAAAAGAACACCUGCGAUACAGUGCGUGUUGUUGGGGUGGGGUGUGUUUCUGUGUGUCUUUAGGGUGCUGUGGUAUAACGGAUGACUGAACUGCGGCUAUUACCAUGGUUUUGUAUAUGCGCAUAUGACUGCCUAGGUACGUGUGAUGUCGGGAUGUGCGGCUACAGCGUGAGAAGGAGAGGCGUGCAUAACAGGUGUCGAUGAGGGCUUUAGGGCUCGGUUCUCCAGUCGCCGUUCAAAGAAUUCGCAGGUGAUCCACCCGACCGAUACGCGAGUCAAGUGUGUUGUCGAGGCGCGUAGAGCCUGGAAACGUGUCUACAUUGCGGUUGGCGGAUGAAGUAGUUGUGGUGGUCUUAGCCGUGGUGGCAAUUGUAAUGCGGGUGGUCACAGUAAACCAUAGCUCUGGACAACGUUACCGUCGCCAUUGUGGUGAUAAUGUCCGGGCGCAGCCAGCCUGCACUGAGGCACGGUGUUACGGCAAGGAAAGAUGAAGGAGGUGACUCCCAUGAUGUUGCUGGUGGUAACGACAUUCUGUGCCGUGACAGUUAAGUUGAGCGGGCUUUCAAGGCGUAAUGCGCGGAGGCGUCCGACAAGUCAAAUCCGGUCAAUAGGGGUGAAGUUUUACAGGAUGGUAAAAGUGCCCUUACUGGUGAUGUUAUUAGUGACGUUGUAAGAUGCAAGGCGAGUUGGUCGUGUUGACACUGCACUGAGUCCGCAGAUGUCGGACAGGGCAGUUUCGUGCUCCGAAUGCCUGUUGACAAUGUGGGAACGAUGGCAGGGGGUGGAUGGUUGCGUUGCUGGCCUACAACACUUGGGUCUUGUGAGCAACUCUUUUUGCUUCGACUGCGGCCAUUCAGUUGGCAAGAAGAUGUCUGCUUCAGCUCUUACGGCAGUGCGCUGGACUCGCGAUUCCGUGCGGGGCCAUCCCAGCUCCCAGGAUUGAUUCGCAGGCGCUUGGGUGAGGUUUUUGGAGUGUCCCUACGGCGACGGUCUUGUCCACCAUCGGCCGUAGCGAGGUCGUCAUGGACUAAACGCUUGCACAGGCAUUCAUCCGCUCUCAUGACAUGGCCGUUUUCGCGCAUUUGUUUUUGCCUCAUCAUGGCGUGAAUACUGUGGACGCCGGUUCUUCCUUGGAUCUCAGUGUCUGGGAUCCUUUUUGCCACCUCAGUUGAGGUUAAAAUGAUGGAGUUCCCCUGCUGGACUCCCGUAGACUCUCCAUCUCUCCGUCCCCACCCUCCACAGGAAAGUCGUCAGGACAACAGCCUUGCACACUUCUGGUUUCGUGUUGAGGAGGAUGUCUCAGCGAUUUCAGACGGAGUGUUGUGGUCAGUCGGAGGACUGGCUGGCGUCAUCGUCGGUCGCGAAAUUGUGCCCCGGGUACGCUAAUUUCUUCGCCGACGUGGAACGAGUGCCCUUGACGUUGGUCCUGGUUUCGUUAUAGUCAAAUGAUGGCGCCGCUUGAUAUAUGACCGUUGUUUUCUGGGUUCUGAUUCUCACCUCAGAGUCGAACAGUUGGAGGCAAGGGGGCCCACGUUUCGUGCAUAUCUGCUUCCGUGGUAAUUUGCUCACAGUUAUCCAUGGGCGACGAAGCAUGUACACUGACUUUGGAAGCUCGCGCAGCCACCGGCAUGCGUCGAAUGUUGAGUAUUUGUCUGUCAACUUGAUAGUUCAUUCUAGUUCUCGGUCAAUUUCAAUGCUAGGCGCCCUUCAUCACGGCGGAGGACGUGAGACUAAAGAAGGUGGAAACGAGUAAACGACCCUGUUUUGCCGCGUUUGCCAAGAAGAGUGCUUCCGAGACUGACUCUUUGCCCGUACUCUGCCGUCAUUCCGCCUAGUUUUCUGACUAUUUAUGCGGACCAUUCCUGACACCUGAAUUUCAGCAUGAUUUUCCAGAGCCCAUUGCAAUUUACAGCGUCGGAGGCCUUACUCAAAUCCACGAAGAUGAAACAGAAGCUGAUCCGCGAUUCCUGACACUUCUGUGAUUCUAUGGGGCUUUCGGGGUCCGCUCUUUGUUUUCGGGUGGAGUCCUUCCUCCAACUUUGAUAGUUUUUACGGUGGUGAGGGACGGUGGGGGUCCACAUCGUUUCCAUUUAAGGGAGCCUGUUGAUUGCCAAUUUAAGAUAUGUCCGAGGUGUUCAAUCUGGUUUUCCAAAAUUUGCGAUUUUCCGCCAAGAGGGUUAAUCCGUCAGAGGUUAGCAGCAGCUCAAUUCCGUCGGUUUGGGGCCUUAGACCGCCAUGGUGAACUCAUUUAAUUGCGGUCUGCGUACACUUGUAUUUCUUCAGCCUUGUCUGGCAUCCAAACAUUUUACGUCUUUCUCAGCCACACUUGGACAUCGGACGAAAGCCGCUUUGUUAUGUGACUUAGGUCAUAUGCUGCCUAUUCUCCUCAGAGAAUACCUUCCAACCCUCCUCCUUGUUACCAUCAAACCAGUCCUGGUGCUGAUGGCGUGCGCAACCGAGGACGUCCAGAGCUCCGUACUUGGUUCUAUUGCGUCUCAAUAAUUAUUUUCGCUUCUGCAGAUUUCAAUUACACCAUGCGAGGGUUUGGACGGUUUUUAAAAUCUAGACGGCGAUCAGCCAUAUUCAGUAUUGCAGAGUUUAACUUGCCUGGUGUUGAGCUACCGUGCGGUCAUCCGCAGAAUUACCGUUGCAGUUUCAUCCUAGAGAUCACAACGCGUUGCCCAUCCAGCAGUCGACACCAUUCAUUGUUUUAGCCACGCCUGCAAACAAGGACGUGGUCCAGCAGAUGCUUGUGCCUCCAGAGUGGAUGCGCGCACGCUUCCUUUUCCCGCAUCGUAGGGCAGAGGAGGGUCUUAAUCAGAAGACGACCGGGUUCCGUGCAGCCCUGCAGAAGACCACCGAUAUUGUAGCUGUCUAUCUCGUGGCGACGUAACACUCCUUUCCAGCUAACCCUGUCUCUGGAGACCUGGGGCAUUUAAUUAAGCGAGUACUGGCAAUGUGUCUGCCUUCGACACAGUCCUUGGAAGGGUACGUAGUUCUUCAUAGAACGUGUUCUUUAGUGAAGGGGCACGUGGGCGCUGACGACGGUGGCGACUUCGUCCCUGCUGAGAGGCGGCCUCGUGGUCAUGAGACGGUCAUUGACGCCCUGUGGCUGGGAGGACAGCCGUCUAACAACGUUGCUGAUGGCGAAAGCGACUCUGCCAUUUCGUCACUCUGGCUUUGGACUUCGGUCCCAAGGGAGUGUGUAUCCGACACCCACUCUCUCGCCCUCUCUACCUGUGCAUGUUCAGAGAAUCGGGUCUUACUGUCGGCCGCACGGGUGACCAGAGUUGUCAUCGCCGGUCGGUUUGCCGUUGGACUGUCGAAAAAUGGACGAACAUUUCGAGUCGCCAGGAUGAGCAGUUGUCACUCUGGCAGUCUGUGGUGAGGGACCGGGAUGGGUGUUGAGAUUACUGCUGUUUCGUAUACUGUUUCCGUCAAUUUUUUGCGUGCACGAGCCAUGGCCAGCGUACAGACAGCGCGAUUCACCAACAUUUAUUUUGGGCACAUUUUAUUACUAAUGCUUCCUUAGAUACCACUACUGAGUCAUUCUAGGCCACUGCCGAAUUCCCUUGUGGAUCACGACUUUUGUUUAGUGGGAAGACGACUUGAAUUAGCCUGUAGUGCCGACGGGCUUGCGUGUCUUUCUCCCUGCGGGCUGUUUAAGUUGGAUGAUGUGCGGGAGGUAGGAUGAGACCAGAGUGCGGGGAUCACUUCAGAGAUUACCGGGUGUGGAGGCAAGCCCGAUGCCCUCAUCUGAUUUAGCUCAUCGGUGUCGGGAGAGUGGCCGCCGUUUGGGGCCUGGCUUUAUCGCCAUGGUAUGCUCAUAAGUACUUGCUACGAGCCUGUUCGUGGCUGCCUUAACCGAACUAUGUGGUCUCGCAUAUUUUAUCUUUUCCUGUGUGACAUUUGCUGGCAGUAUAUCUGCGUCAGGGUAUAGUGGCGAGUCUGAGUGUGGGCUUACGCCGUGCUAACAACCUGCGCCAGACUCUACCUCCGGUCUUCUUGGCUUUGUCCUGAUGCCGGGCUCAGGGGGAGGGAGAAGAGAGUACUGUAGAAGCAUCACGGGUCUGCUAUAACUAUAGACUAAUUCACGCGCAAGUCACUAUUCCUGCGCUCACUGUGCUGUUGGGCAUGCGGUGGACAUCGUCGGAAUUGACGACUGGACUGUCGUACUGUGCACUCCCAUCUUAUGUAGUUCAUAACCAACGGACUCGGUUGCAGAUUUGCCGCGAUAGCAUUCUAGGAAAAAGGGACAAUGGCAGCGUAUGUGACCGAUUUUAGUUGUCAUUUCCACAAAAACCACAGACGCUCUUCCUGCAUAUCCUGAAGCAGGCUAAAUGGACGGUAGGAACACACUGUAUAGUCAAAUUUUUCAACAAACUGUUUUCGCCCAAGCUGUUGCAAUACAAGGGUAGUGCAGCAUUGUCGACUGCACAAAUGCAUAAGACCUUUUAAUGAUCCUCAACCGUCGCAUCAGUGCCGCGUUUGUUCACGCACUAUGAACCGAUGUUAGAAAUCAUACUUAUUAAAACCAUCGUGACCUGCAGGUGAAUAUUUUUCCAGCACCUAUGCAGACUUACCCAGCGCCACCACAUUUUAUUGAGUCUGGAGGACUGGAAUUUGCAAUUGAAACUAGCGUUUAUUUUGACGUAGGGGGCAAUUUUCUGGUGUGGUUUUUAUUAGCAUUUACGUCUUUGCGUAUGAAGGCUACCGCCUAUCCAUUUUUGGCUUCCAACUGGAUCGGUAAGACACUCCGCUUUGUCGUGCCAAUGAUUAGGCGACGAAGAUGCGACCCUGACACGGAUCAUUGAAGGUCAGAUCUCCUGGCGAGCUAUGUGUACUACGGGGCAUGAAGUCCUUUUCUCGUGGAUUGAGAUGUGAAGUGAGUGCUUUGCCAUAGAUGUGUAUAAAGUGUGGAUUCGAUAACCUCCAGAAACGUUUACAGAGGGAUCAGUUAAAUGUAUGACCUUUAUGUCUUUCUGACCAUCAAGUUUGAUCAUUUGCUUCAGCAUAGGACGUACCAUAUAGCAUUCAAUUGCUUUAAAUUGGGCUGUGACUCAAACAAGAAAAACAGUCCGAAUUAUUUCACAAUUGCCUUCGCCCUUUCCAGCCGGAACUUCAGCAACCUUCUUCCACAUGAGCCAUUGUCAAUUGAUAAAACACAGAAAGCAUACAAAAUUGCGUUACUUUUUGCUGUUUUAUUUUUUAGUAACAACACUCCGAAAGGCAGUGACGAUUGUAUUUUCUUUCGUCUUCUUUGCUAAACCGUUCGCAUUUGGGUGAGUUUAAGUCACUUAGACAUGACCCUCCGUUCACUUCCGCUCUUUAUCGUCCACUUUACUUUAAAUCUCUCGAAAGGGGGAAGGCCUGUCCUCAGAGCUGAAGGCGCGUUUGCACAUAGCACUUAAAAUCUAGAACCCCCUUUUGAGGAGUAGACUGUUCCUCACCGUUGGUGUUUUGGUCCAGGAAUAUUGCUCCAGGUUAAAGUAUAUGCGGAGAUUCGAAGUCCACCGUUCCACAAAUGCCUUGGUAAUACAUAUUGUCCGUGAGAUUUUUCCUCAUAAAGGAUAAUAUUUAAAGCAGUCCGUUCAUGGAGCACGGGGUAUCGCAUGCCAGCUUUUUUAGAACACUUCAGUCGGCCUGACAGCGUGACUCGACCAGCAAAUAGCGGAGCUAUGACAGAAAGUUGCAACAGGUUGCGGGCAGGAAAAAUCAGUCUAAAAUUGUCGCCUUCCUCAUGUAAUCUGACCUUACCUCGUGACACGUGGACCUAAGAUGAUAGAAGGAUCUUACUGUCUAACUAGAAAUGGUUCAGUGUGAUCGGGUAAGGGUUAGUAAUUUUCGACGACCCUUGAGGCAGCCUCGAGAGGCUUAGCUGAACAGCAGGAUAUUGGCGACACUUGUCAGGCGAUUUUGUCAGCUGUGAUCCACUGUAAUAGUGUGUUCUCUGAUCAGAAGCCAAGUAGACAGUGAUUGAUUAUUGCGUGGGAAUGCAAAACCGGCAUGUAUCAGUUGCAGGCGGGGAGUGAGGGCUAGUUUCCGUAUCCAGGGGGCGCGAAAGGCCGAUCAGCGCACAAACGCCCUGCAACGAACUUGCAACAAUGCCCGCGCGGGGCGGGUCAUCAAAGGCGCGUGGCGACUGCGUGCGACUGUCAGCGUGUGUUAACCAGGCUAAGGCGGCUUAUAAGGGCAGAGGUGUCUGGCGUCGCAAGAGAGUGUGUUACCACAGUUUGUCUGUGACAAGUUGAGGGACAGACAGUUCGUAAACACUUAUCGCCAAAUGGACUUGAAACUCCAAGCUCCCUCCAUUUGAGCUUUGGGUACUCUGUUGACUCUGCUUCCCGGAAAUCUCGGUGGGCUGACGUUUGAUUUUGUUUCACGCCUAACCUCUUCUGUCUGUGCAGAUUGUUAUUUCUCGGAGUCUGUUAGUAGGUCAAGUGACUAGCCAGUUGACUUCAAUGAGCAAACCACGUCCGUCCCUCCGGGGUAUGCGCCGUGAAUGGGCAAACAUUAAAGUGACAGUAGAGGCAGGUUUUAAAGACUGAAAUAGCAACUGUUUCAAAUGUAUCCACGUCCUCUUCAACCAGUCCUCCCCACAAGCAACGCCGACGAGCGUCUACAGACAUUCGCACACCGCGCCUUGACUGCAACUUGGGUGAGAUAAAGCCUAACCGGCGCACGCCAAGAGACUCCACUAGUCCGCCCCGCCAUCAGCGUAGAUCGAGUAACCUCACUCGCGUGCGAAUUUCGAAACUAAUAAGUCGCUAACCUUAAAUGCUCUUUGAUUUUUGCCUCUUUCUGGUAAUUAUGUUAUGGUCGAAAUUGAUGAGAAACGAAAAGUAACAGUCGUAAGUCAUAUGAAAAAUUCAAUAGAACCUAUGAAUGCGUUUUUGGAGAAACGUGCAAGACCCUUGUGUGUUUAUAGAUUUCAAGAUAGGCGGACUAGUCGCUCUGUGAUCUCCAUUUUCCUUAUUUCCAUGUUCAGCUUGCAAAGUGUGCUUCGACUCUUUUACUCAAGGCCAGCACUAAGGUUUCGGUGCGUUGAUGACACAUUCAGGAAAUAUCAAAUGUACCCACAUCCAUCAGGCGGCAGGCAAAUUAGUUAUAACUGCAGCGAAUCGGAACAAAAGCCUUUUACUCUCAGAUUGCUUGAGAAUCUGGCACCUUUGUCACUAAAGUAUGCAGAAAAUAGCCGCGCACUUAGGGCUAUUUUAACUGUGCCUCCACCUUUGUCCGCUGUCAAACCAGAUGGUUUUCACGUACAAAUAUUUAGUGUCUGCCACUCGCUCGGGACCUUAGGAAUUGAAAAAUUUGAAUUUCCCAGUCAUCUGUUUGGCUUAGUGGUCAUUCCAAUCAUGCGGGCAUCAAAGUAUUGCAACCCCUACUGCAGAUAAACGCGCUACCCAUUCAUUAGAAGGAGGACCUUUCCGUUGGUAUUGAACCCAUGCUGUCUAUUUGCAUUCACCAUGGAGAUAACUUGAUCUUUUACCGGAUGGAUUCCUGAUCAAUAGUCACAGGUAUUUCUGACACCCAGUUCCAUCGCCCCUGUCGUGUCGUUUCAUUAGCACUUAUUGGUGAGACAAUUGCACUCGUUGAAGUUCUACUUUGUCAGCAGGCAAAGCUGUUGUAAUGUGUUAUCCAACCUUUCGGAGUCCGUAUCUUUAGGGCAUCUUUUGGCAGGUCGGAGGAAAAGGUUGGCCACUAAUUCUCCAUGCCGGGUUUCGUGUUCGUGUCAGAAUUUUCUACAAACGCCUAUUCCCCAAAAACCCUUUGCCGCUGUCUCUAGUUGGCCUGCGACUUCCUAUCAUUGCACCUGCCCUUUCGUCAUUACAACUGCUACCUUGUAGGACCCCUCGUUUUCUCAUUAGAAUUGCACUAGCCUGAGGACAGCAAUUUUGGAUGAAGUUGAGUUCUGAAUGCUCACUUGUAGCCGAUGCACUAUGCACUUGUUGAAGUCUGUAAUCGGCAAUCAUAUCGCAGCUGGCUAACAAGAACGUGUAACGGUAGCAUCUUCCAUUGCACGCUAAGAUUCCCUCCAAUAAACCGCCCCCCAUGGCGCUUCCGCCUACUAAAGUAUAUCAUUAAUUUGUUUCAUUCUGUGGACAACAGUAGAAUUGAACAGGAGCGCCAACGAUACUUCCCUCAUUUAGUUAACUGUAUUUUUGGACGUUGGUUAGCCGUUGCCAGAUGGCAGCCUCCUCCACCUGGCGGUACUUAUGCGCACCAAAGGACUAUAAAUGUCGGCUUAUGCAUUAGAUCAUCUGCCUUUGCGCCGCCCUUCUUUUUUUCUUUUUGUCCGCGUAACUUACUAAAAAGCUAUUGGUAGUUGGCAAAAUUUGGUUAGACAUAUCCUAGUUUUCCUUCCAGCGUUUGAUAAUAAAUACGUUUUACUGAUAAAAAUGAAGUAGCAAGUCGCGAGAUCGAGCUCUGGGUAUUUAUCACCUCGGGAGCGGGUAUGACUGGCUGAAGAUGGCCAAUAAGCCAGAAAUGGUCAUUCCAGCCUCCUUCAUAUUUGUCGACAAUGCAAUAAAGUAACUGUUAUUAUCCUAUUACAGAUACCUGUGGUCGGGCGCAAUGGUUGUCCUCGGUAUUUACCUUAGCGCUUAUAGCAAAUCUCGCAGCAGCAGGCAGAAGAGGAUGUCUCAUGAUGCCUCAUUUCGCCGCACCGAAAAUUCCAUCUUGCAUACAGUUUGA